Messenger RNA from Pocillopora meandrina, 11908 nucleotides. The record is from the annotation of a GenBank genome assembly. Lineage: Eukaryota; Metazoa; Cnidaria; Anthozoa; Scleractinia; Pocilloporidae.
AUUUGUUUUCUCGUUCAAGAAUUCGACAUUCAGCAAGCAGUUGUGAUAUCACGUCAUGGAAGCCGUAUACUUCUUACCAAAGAUCACAGCACCUUUGAGGAAGGAAGUGACAGUCAGCUGACGAUAAGAGGAAUGAAUCAAAUGUUCCAAGCUGGAGAGUUUGUUAGAGAACAUUAUCAAAAAGCUGGCUUCUUGUCUGAUGUGUAUUCUCCUCAGGAUGUGUAUGUGAGGUCUAGUGACUAUUCCAGAACACUUAACAGGUAAAUUGUAUAACAGAAGACAGUUUCUUAAGAGUUCCUGGUCAUUGUGUUACAGUAUUUCUUGAAGCCAAAGAGUAGAUGUUGUGGUAUCAUCCUUAGUAUGCUGGACUCCUGGUCCAAAAACCCUGGUUUUAGCAUCAACCACAAUAAACAGUCAGGGAAAGCAGAUGAAAUACAGAGGGGGGUAACCUGUAAUUCACCAAAAUCCCAUCUAGGAAGGAGAAGCUUUCAAUCCUGCUUCAUCCUGUAGAAAACAGGACAAACUGUUGCAGCCAUAUGCAAAAUACAGUGCAUUUAUCAAACAAACCGACAUCAAUCUGGAUUAAAGCACACACAUACAGGGCAUGUCAUUGUCUCGUAGAUACACAUGUUAAAUCAUCAUCUAACAAUAUGCAUGGUUUAUUAAACAAGACAUUAGUCUGACAGUUGAGGAGGUAGAACUUAAAUGCUCACAAAUACUUCACAAAAAGAGUAAUAGUGUGCUACAAUUACAUUUCUAAACUCUUCACACCAUAACAUCAGUAUACACAUUCUCCUUACUGAUCCCCAUUCAUUUCUUAAGAUGCUGACAAGGAGAAUCUGUUUAACAAUCAGGAGCUUUGUUAGUUGGUGAUCAUUUCCUUUAUUCUCAUGACCUUAAUGUGUGAUUAAGGGGUGAUAUUGUAAGGAGAAAUUAGAUGCUUGUCACUCUUAGGGAUAAAAAGGUUAAUAUCCAUGUUUUAUCUUUUAGUGCAUUGAGCUUUCUCCUUGGACUUUAUCCACCAAGAAAUCAGUCCCUAAAUGUUUCCUAUGCUGGGCAAGUUUUCUAUGCACCUUACAACAUACAACAGGUUUGUCUUUUUUUUUUUAAUUUAUGAUUGAUAUCAGGCUGUGAUUCAUCUGAGGUCUGGCAGCUGCAUGACAUACACCCCCUCUAACCUGUCAUAUAAGGUCUGGCAGCUGCAUGACAUACACCCCCUCUAACCUGUCAUCUGAGGUCUGGCAGCUGCACGAUAUACACCCCCUCUAACCUGUUCAUCUAAGGUCUGGCAGCUGCAUGACAUACACCCCCUCUAACCUGUCAUCUGAGGUUGGCAGCUACAUGACAUACACCUGCUCUAACCUGUUCAUCUGAGGUCUGGCAGCUGCAUGACAUUACACCCCCUCUAAUCUGUUCCACACCUUCCAGUUUUGAAAAAAAUGGUACUUUCCACUAAUUCACUUACUAAGUCAGACGACCUCAUUACAGACUGAAUUUGACUCCACUCAGACCUAUCACCAUCAAGCUAUUGUUUAUCUACAGUCAGGCAGCUGCACGUCACACCCCCCCCCUCCCUCCUCCUCACCAUUCCCACACCUUUUUCCAGUCUUAUUGGCCCUCACUAUGAGAUAGGAUUGUGGCAAUAAUGAUGAUGAUGAAGAUAUACUGAUGACAGCUGUGAGUGGUAAUCUUGUAAAGUCUAUUGUUGAUACUUUUCCCACAGUGCUCACAAGGAGAAUUUGUUGAACAAUCAAGAACUUCUUUAUUUGGUGAUAAUAUUCUUUACGUACAUGACCUUAGUGUUCAAUGCCGUAAGUGAUUUUGUGAGGAGAGGUUGUAUGCUUUUAACCCUUAGGGGUUAAAUUGUUGGAUAUUAUUUACUCAUUCACUUAUUAUUUGUAUUUCUAUCUUCUUAUUUAUUUAUUUUUUGACAGGUUCCAAUACACACAGUUGCAGCAGAAAAUGAUCAGGUGCUUAGAGCAUGGCUGGCUUGCCCUGAGCUUCAGAAAAAACUCGCAGAGUUUUACACAAGCUCAGAGUUUAAGAAAAAGGAAAGUGAGAGCGCAGAACUACGAAAACAGCUUGAAAAUAUUCUGGGUGUUAAGAAGAUUGACCUUAAAGACUUCUACAAUGUGUAAGUGAGGUUAUUAGAAGAUAAUUUUAGAUUGCUUUAUAAAAAAGGAUGGCAAAGGGUCUGCAGUGUAUGCUUGAAAUGUGAAUAAGGCUGCAACUAAUAUCUGACAGGUGAAUUGAACAAGAAGGCAAAUGUGAUGUGUGAAUUUAUGAAAUGCUGUAAGGUUUGAUCUACUUCCUGAAAUAUAUGUGACCUGUAAAUUUUUUUUUUGGGAAAACCUCAAUAUCUCCCUAAAACCUUGCACACAAGAAGAGAGAUUUGAAGUUUUCUCUUUUAAAUUUGUGAUGCAUGAAAUGGCAUUUAAAGUAAUAAUAAUUUAAUAAUUUAUUUACUUAUAUAGCGCCCUUUAACAUUUAUGGGAGUAUAGUAUACGUGGCUCAUAAUUUUUUUCUUAAAAUUUUUUAAUAAUGGGGGGUCAGGACCCCCUUUUUGCUACUCUCCCUUACAUGGAGGAGUGUGUCCACCAAACAGUGCUGUAAUAUUGUUAUUUUCUGGCAGGUAUGAUUAUAUUCAUCUUCAUCAACUGUAUAACCACACCUAUCUGAAUAUUUCUACCGAGCAGUGGAAACAAGUUGUGCAUCUGGCUGACUGGGUUGAGUAUCAAAAAUACAGCAAGGAAAUGAUUGGUGAUAUAGGUGGAGGGCUGUUAGCUAAUGAGAUUGCAGAGAGCUUCAGUGACUUUGCAGCUAAAAAGACCAAGACAAAGGUUUGUCUCUUAAUAGCAAAUAUGCUGUUGAUAGCUUAAGAUGUUUUUGACCUCCUCAAUGCCUCCUAUUGAGUUUAAGAGGCAUUACUGUGUGAAAGACAUGAGGACCCCAACUAAGGGAGAAUGUUGUACUCUUGGUGGAGAUGUCCGGGUCCGAGACCUGGUCUGUAGUCUGCAGCUCGGCACACCGCGCGGAACUCUGGGAGUGAGACUCAUUUUCGUGCGCCUUACUUCCAGGGUUAUGCGCACGCUAACAUCUAUUGGUUUUUUUUCGCUGAUUUUUUGGAAUCGCGCGCCGGACUUUACUGAGAAUGAGGGACUGUUCGUUUUCUAUGUAUGUGGACAGAACAAAAUAUGUCUUUUGCUACUGGAGUUCGUGGAGUUGGUGGAAUUGAUAUCCUUGAUAACACCAAAAAUGUGUAGGUGACGCAAUUAGUAAGGAGAUAACAAAUAAGUGACAUGCAUUUGUUAAAAUCAGGGGCCUUGUAAUCGUUCAGGUAGAGAGCUUAAAAGGAUAAAGGGGGUAGGUUUCUAAAGAAACUGUGGUGCUGCGUCGGUGGAAGAGUAUAACAAGGUAAUUUAGUAUUAUUUGAUAGUGUAAAUUGGCCACCGUAAAGAGUUUCUAAGCUAUAUUUCGAGCGUUGGUCUUACGUCAUUCGCUCUGACGAGGCGCUAUCGCUCGAAACGUCAGCUUUGACUUCACCAGUUAUGUAUCUUAUUUUUCAGCUGCUGUAUUAUUCUGCACAUUAUCCAACGAUGUUUUCUCUGUUUUCCUCGCUUGGUUUAAAUAAAGCGGCUAAAAGUGCCUUGAGAAAAAUUCCAUAUUAUGCUUCCUUGAUAUUUAUUGAGCUGCUACAUGAUAAGGCAACUGGUAAGAUGAUCGUUCAGUUUUCUUUCAAGAAUGGUUUGGAGGUAAGAUUUUUGUGACUUUUUAAAUUCUUAAUAUUGGUUUAGGAAAUCAGCAUUUUCCAGAAGGCUCGUUGAAGUUUAACAACUGCUCGUACGCCCUGUUUUUUCCUUCACGUAAGGGCUGAGGAACCCAAGAAAAAAGAAUAAUGUGAAAUUAUUCAUAAAGCGUGGUCUUCACUUGCGACGCAAGCGCAAAGCCAAGUAUAAAAUGUCCUACUUCACAGAGAUGACCGCCUCGACGCAAGCACAAGUGCUGGCACAAAACAAAGGAAGAAUUCUCAUCCUUGUACUUGCGCUUGCGUCUUAGCCGUGUUCACGGUGAAAUAACAGCUGUUAUCUUUGCGUUUGUGCUUGCGCUUGUGCUUGCCUAGCUAGUGAAAAUCAGGAUCAAUAUCAGUAUCUGGGCAACUACCCACCUACCCCUCCCCCCAACUCAACAACAGUCAAUUGACAACAAGUUAAGGUUAAUGUUGGGUAAGGGGAGGGGUAGGUGGGCAGUUGCCCAGAUACUGAUAUUGAUCCUCUUGCACAAUAUUUUUUUGUGCUAAUUUCCAAAAUAGGGCAAAGUGGUGUGAAAUGCUCUCUGUUGUAUGUUGCUAGUGUCUUACAACAUGGAGUGGCUGUAGUCUUGCUGAAAAUAUUUUCCGUAGGUUAUUCUGUUUUCGCAUUUUAUAUCGAGCGAUCUCUAGAUGACGUUUUUUCGGUUGUCACACAAAGCAAAAAGUGCGCCACACUGUCAAGUAUUUUUGUGGCACUCGGGAUUUUCCUGAUGUCAAAAUAAUCGCGAGCUUGUCAUCCGGUGGGAAGAAAAAGAACAUAACUGGGAAAUUGUGAGGCUGAGGCAUGACCAUAUUGCAUCAGCACGCUUACGUCAAAAAGUUGUCUCACAAACGUUAAAAAUUGCGCUAAGUCAAGUGCUUGGUUUCUUGCCGUGAGUUUUCGCAAAACUUUGUGACCGCGAAAAGUGGUAAUUAUAAGGUUUUAGAAUGGAAUUUUUUUCUCCUCAGGGGCCAUUGAUAAAAUACAGCAUUCCCGAGUGCAAGGACACGUGCGAACUGGACGAGUUUGUAAAACUUGUGAAAUCUCUCCAAGUUCGUGACGUUACCUCGUGGUGUCAUGCAUGUGGCAACACCCAGUUGUCACGCUGCCAAGUAACGCAACAGCAGACCGUUUGUCCUACUUUGGAAACUAAGGAACCCAGACUUUCGGGAACUGGUGGUUUUUUCCUCGGCUCUUUUGUCACGCUGCUCAUAGUGAUAUGUGUCACAGCCUUGUGGCAUUUUUAUCUGCGCAAGCGCUGUUUACUUGGCGGAACCUACCCGCGCCCAAGGAAAGGCCUUUCUGAUUUGGAAAAUACUUCCUCGCCGGGUGUGAUUUGAGGCAAAGGAUAGAAUUUUAAUUCCAGUGCGCCGGGUGUGCUAGAGGGAGGUACAAGGGAGGGGAGGGGGCAUAUUUUCUAUCAAUACAAAGGGUAGUGUGCCACGCAGUCGUUCUUUAGGAUAUCGAGCAACACUUCCCCCAAGAGAUAUUUCUUUCAGGGGAGGGGGGGGGGGCGGGGCCUUAUGUACUGCUAAAAGACACCAACUACGUCCUCAGGGUUUCUCGGUCAGGUUUUUCCAAGAUGGUGGCCGGUCUAAAGAAAUCCUUUCAAUCCGCUGCCAACUUGAAAACUGACCAAAAACGCCUUGGGAACGAGAUGGGAGAAACGUAAGAGGGAACUGACCGCGAGAUAAAUAGAGAUCUGGGUAAAGCACUGGCCAGUUCACUAUGUUAUAUUGAAGAGAAAGACACUGAACUCUGUCAGCGCUUCUCUCCACUCAUGAGUAUAGAUUGACAAACCCUGUAAUUGCUCGAGUAAGAAAUCUACGCAGAAAUAAAUACAACCAAAAGAUUUUCACGAAAUGUUGAAAAAAAUAAAUGCUUUUCUGUAAGCAGAUGAUUUUUAACGAAGUCGUUGAAACUGAGGGCAUUGCGAUUGAAUUUAAUUAUUCCAGGGACAACUUUUUAAUUAUGAAAACUGAGAUUUUAAACAAAAUUAAAGGAAAGAAUUAUAUUAUAACCCUCUUGUGAUUCACGAGUUGUCUUUGAUUUUCUUUUGUCUCGUAACGCCUGAGGUUGCGGUACAUAACCAGUAUGUAACGUUGCGCCUUUCAUCAGUCCCAUGGCUUAGCUUUGGUUUCCUGAAUUAAUCCUGUGUUCUUGAAUUACACCUUUGAUUAAAAAGCACUAAAUGACUGACCCGAUUGGAAACAGUGGGCUUCGUUUCCUGAGACUCCUAAUGUAACAACGUUGAGAUUCGUGGAGGAACAAACUUCCAGUUUUUUUUUUUACACUUCCCCACUCAAAAGUAGCACGCAUUAUUUUCAGAAUCGUUUCUACAAUUAUUUUCUUAACGCGCGCUCAAAUUUGAUCAAGAUCAAGGGCGAGUUGAAAGUUGGAGUUAUUGUUUCCGCAGAGGUUAAUGACUUUUGAUAAGUUUUCCUCCAACUGGGAAACGUAUUUGAGUUCGGAGGUAAAACGAUCACUCUAGCUUAAUUAAAGAGUUUGUUUGACUUGGAAUCCCUUUGUAUUUGAACCUGUGUCCGGAGAUAAAAUUAACAUCUUACUAGCUCGGUUUCUCGGUGCGUACAAUAGUUUACGAACCUGGUUUUUUCCCGCUUGCUCUAUAACUUACGGUACGGACCUCGAACUCAGUUGGUAAGAGGUGGUUAUUCCCCUCCCGCUGCGAAUAAUUUGGGAAUAUAAAACGACAAAUGACACAGUCUUUGACCUGUAUUGUAAAUUUUUUUUUAGCAAAAGGAAAUGUAAAGCUAGAAAUAAGAAAAAAAGGCAGUCAAAGGCUGCAUGUGGCCACUGAUAUAGCAUUAUUAAGUUGUAUAAUGGCGCUAGUAGAUAGUUUUUGGAGAGAUUUAUAUUCGCAUGCAAAACAGAAAACACCCAUCCCACAGUUUACUAGUACCCUAAUCCACCAAAGAGAGAUGAUUGAAGACUAUCGUGACUAACUGACAUUCAACCAUUAAUCAAAUCAUCAUAUUUACAACAGUCAUUAUGAUAACAAUAACAAUAUAAUAAUAAUAAUUUAAAAGGGCUGUACCUCCCUAUACUUCUCUAAAUUUUGCUUGUUUUAACAAAUUUUUUUGUUUUGUUUCAAUUCCAUUUUUGUAAGACUUUUCUGUCAUACUACAACACAUUCGGUGUUUUAGGAUAUUCCACCGUUCCUCCGUGCUAUCAUUCCAUGUAAUAGUGCUGAAGGGAUCGUAUUUGGCAUCUCGUUCGCUUCGCAAAUUUAAAGACCCACUUGGCAAUAAAUCGUUAUUUCAAACGGUAAAAUUCUCUCUUUUCAAAGAUAAAAUAAUUUUCCUCAAAAUUUCCAUAAUAUGCAGAUCACACCUAUUGAAAUAUUUCUGCAAGAGAAGUUUUGAUUUAAAUUACGCGUUAGUGAUGUCAAUGUAUAAGUAUUUAGGGAUGUAAAUGUCAGGGCAAACUGAAAAAAUAACAAUCUAGAACUUUAGGUCUAAAAUCACCAAAGGAAAGAACAUAAAUUUCAGAAACAGAAACCAGAAUUCAAAGUCGCCUAUUAGGGCCCAAAUCCAAAAUUUGCCACUGGUAUCCAAAAUUAAAAAAUCAGCCACAAGUGUUCAAAAUCCAAAAUCGGCCAGAAGUGACCAAAAUCCACAAUCGGCCAGAAGUGACCAAAAUCCACAAUCGGCCACUAGUGUCUAAGAUUCAAAAUCGGCCACUAGUGUCUAAGAUUCAAAAUCGGCCACUAGUGCCAAAAUUCAAAAUCGGCAACUACUGUCCAAAAUUCAAAAUCGGCAACUACUGUCCAAAAAUUAAAGCAGCUACUACUGUCCAAAUUCCAAAAUCGGCCACUAAUGUCCAAAUCAAAAAUCGGCCACUAAUAACUAAAAUCCAAAAUCGGCCGCUAGGGUUCAGAAUCCAAAAUCGGCCACUAGCGAUCAAAAUCAAAAAUCGACCACUAGUGUUUAAAAUUAAAAAUCGGCCACUAGCAUCCAAAAUGAACAAUCGGCCACUAGUGUCCAAAAUGAACAAUCGGCCACUAGGGUUCAAAUUUCAGAAUUCGCCAUUAGGGUCCAAGAUCCAAAGAGGCCACUGGUAUUCAAAAUCCAAUAUAGGCCACUAGGGUCCAAAAUCGAAAAUCGGCCACUAGUAUCCAAACUUCAAAAUGGGCCACUAGGGUCCAAAAUCCAAAAACGACCACUAGUGACCAAAAUCGGCCACUAGUGUCCAAAAUGCAUGACCGAUCACUAGUGUCCAAAAUUCCAAAUCAGCCGCUAGUGUCCAAAAGUUAAGAUCAGCCACUACUGUCCAAAUUCCAAAAUCGGCCACUAAUGUCCAAAGUCCAGAAUCAGCCAUUAGUGUCCAAAAUCCAAAAUCGGCCACUAGGGUCUAAAAUCCAAAAUCGGCCACUAGAGUCUAAAAUCCAAAAUCGGCCACAAGGGUCCAAAAUCCAAAAUCGCCCACUAGUGUCCAAAAUUCAAAAUCGCCCACAAGUGUCCAAAAUCCAAAAUCGGCCACUAAUGUCCAAAAUCCAAAGUCGGCCGCUAAUGUCCUAAAUUCAAAAUCGGCCACUAGGGACCAAAAUCCAUAAUCGGCCACUAAUGUCCAAAAUUCAAAAUUGGCCAUAAGGUUCUAAAAUCCAAAAUCGGCCACUAGGAUCCAAAAUCCAAAAUCGCUCACUACUGUCCAAAAUUCAAAAUCGCCCACAAGUGUCCAAAAUCCAAAAUUUCCUCGCAGAAAAAUCUUAAAAGAUCUGAUCGGGGCAUCUUUAAAACUUCGUGGAAAGAUUUUUACCGUUUGAAUCAGCAGAGUAAAACCGUUAUUGGAGACUAACGGAUAAAGGAACAGUUAGAUUCUUGAGCUAGGCCCUAUGUAGAAAACGUAAAUUAGCAUUUCUACUGUUGUUAUUAUUAUUAUUAUUAUUAUUAGUUUUGUUAUUAUGAUUAUUUUUCACUAUAUAAUCUUUGGUGGAAUACAGAGUAGUCACUACAUACUUGAAUCAUCUUUCCCUUGUGGAACAGGGCACUCAUAAAUGUGUGGGGUGCAGCUGGUUUUCUGUUUUGCAAGUAAAUACAAAUAUUUUGCAGUACUACCUUCUAGCGUCAUUAGACAACCUCUAGUUAUUUUCAAUGCUACAUGCAGGCUUAGACUGCCCAUUUGUAUCCCUUUGUGAUGUUCUCGUAAGCAGCGUGUAGAGUAUUCUUAGCAGUGAAGCUUCUGUGCGGAGCACGAAAGCGGAGCCCAGUAACGAAGAGAAUACGAAAAUCCUUUAGGUCGAGAUAUUUUGAUGGGCGGAAGCCAGCCACGUGCGGGUGUGUCUGCAUGCGAAACCGUAUUUUGUCUACGCGAUAGACUGCAUUGUGGGCUCAACGUGAGGCAGCUCUUGUGGUUAGUAAAUACUGAAACUUAUAAAAACAAAGAAAAGAAAUCAGAGUAAAGAAAGCGCAUUAAAUAUGAACUAAUUUGAGCUCAGCUCUUAGGCUCCGCUAAAAUAUUUAUACGAGUCAUAUUUAAUUAAUUGAAAAUUAAUUGCACUUUGUUUCCUACGGGCUAAAUUUUUGGCAGUAAUUCACAAGGAGCACCAACUUUUCCUAACUAGUCAAGACUGCACAGUUAUAAGUUGACAGCAUAUCAUGUUUACCAAAAUCAUUUGCAAUUUUUGUUUGUUCGGAGAAACUCAUAUUUUUUAGUUUGUCGUUAACAAGCACAUCUACAGCUCUAAAACUACUUCAGAGAGAAGAAUUCUUUAAUAUAAUUUGAUUUUAUCUCAUCCAAGAAAACGUACAUGAUGACACAUAGACGUUGAACGACUUUCAAAGAAAGAGUUACCAAACCUCUCGGAAUCGUCUUUAGAGGUGUUAAUAGGGACCUUAAGCAAACCACGACGGCGACGGCAACGAGGACAUGGAAAAAUAAAAGAUCUAAUUGGCAGAACAAUAUCUCAGCACGUGCGUUUUAAAACUUUGUACAUUUCUUAGCCGUCUUAUGCAAAAAAACAACGUGAAAUCACCGCAAUUUGCGUCGCCUACGAACCGAAACCGCGACGGCAAAUUAUUUUAAUUUUCAUUUGGAACUCAACGCUUCUUUUAUACGUUAUGCUGAAGUUGAGGCGUGGCGCCAUAUGAGACGGUAAACACACGCAGCCAUUUUUGAAAUUCUAAUUGAGGGCAGAAAUUCAUUUUUCAAUCGAAGUCUUCCUUGGUGUUGCCGUCCUGACUGCUUAAGGUCCCCAGUAAUUCGACUAUGUACGCCGCCGUCUUUGAUACUUAGCGGCUUGGCCAUGUACCUUUAAAACAAGAUUUUGUGAAUUUGUCAAUUUUUGGCGAUCUGUUAAACAGGAGUAAACAAUAAUUUAUUAUUACAGAAGCGCAUCAGGGUAAUUAGCGAUCCUGAUUCCAUGCUUCAACAAUGAAUUUAGCGAUAACCAGAAAGCAGCUGUUUGAAAUUAUAAAUUGCGCGUUGGGGUUUUGCGUGUGCAGCCAGUUAAUUGGAUUGGUUUUCAAAAUGGUCUUUAGUAAAAUUUUCGAUAAAUUUGAAGAAAAUUUGAUGACGAUCUCACACCCUAGAAUCUUAAACUGCAGCAAGUAGUGAAUUUGUAAAAUAAUUUUAUCCUUUAAACCCUAAGAGUGACUAGCAUCUAAUUUCUCCUCAGAGUAAUACUGCUGAAACAUUGACUAGGGUCAUGAGCAUAACGGAAAAGAUCGCCAACCUAAGAAGCUUUGAUCCUCAAAUGAAUCCUCCUUGUCAGUACCAAAAGAAACAGAUUGAGUAGAGUAUGGAUACUGAUGCUGGGGUGUAAAAGAUUAAAGACAGAAAUAAAUAUAACAGUUAAAAUAUAUAUUCUAUCUUACAUUAUAGAGACGUCUUUGAAUUCAGAUUUAAUACUCUAACAAGAAAAAGCGGUUUAUUAAAACCUUCAAGUGGAAGUUUCUGUUAAUCUAUUGACACAUCAAAAAAAUUUGUAGAAAAUGAGAAUGUAUUUUGUUUGAUCUUGAAUAAGGUAAGAAUUAGCCGGUUUGAAGUUUUAUUUGGAUUAACCACGCAACUCUGUCAUGGUAAACCGGUUUAGAUAAAUUUAUUCUAAGAUGCAAACUCCUAAUACACACAUAAGUUAAUUCUUAAGACAAAAGCAGGGUACCAUACGUUUCGUCUUAGUGAAAAUUAUUUUGCAUAAACGCAAGACACCUUUGUUCCCUAAAGUAUCAUGUCCUUUUGUUUUCGUUUAAAGCAUGAAAUCCCUCUGGACAACUGAAAUAAAGUAAACUGCGGUAGCAUAGACAAUUCAAUGUUUUUUAACAAUACGAAGGGUACGGCGGAAACUUAUUAGCACUUUUACCAAUGAGUAAUUAUUUUUUCGGGUCGCUAUAACAACUAUUGAAAACAAACUUGAUAACAGACCUCUUAAAAGAGAGAAUUUAGAUUCAAACUGCAGGAGAUAAUUUAAAUAACUUAGGGUCUUUGAUUCGCUCAUCAAAACAAAUAACCGAGAACAAUUUUUCACCGUUGUAUAUCGGUGCGUAUGUAUAUCUAAUCAUUCGUCGAGGAUUAUCGAGGUUUACAACGAAGGACAAACAGCAAAAAUGAGUUCAGAUGUUGUUAAAGCGGACGUUGACACUCCAAAAGAUACGAAAGCGGAUAAAGCGGCUAAAAACUUAAAACCGACGAAAGGGAAAGAGCUGACGCCUGGCACGUCAAGUAAAACUCGUCCUCCAAGCACCGUCUCUGUUACUCAAUCGAUGGCUACGUCGUUUUCAAGACAAGACGGCCGACGCGUGCCCGAAAUUGCCAUGGAGAACACAUUUAAAAUGACACCAGAUCGGAAAUUUCCCGAGGGCGACGUUCGCUCCAUACUCAAGGAAAUUCUAACGGAGAGGCUGGCGGAAGCAAAGUACGAUGCGGAUCAGUGCAGGCAGCUUUCCAAAACAAUUUCUGACACGGUGAAAAACCGCGUGAAGGAUUUAAACAUUCAGCGUUACAAGAUUAUUUGUCUUGUGCACAUUGGACAGCUGGGGAAUCAAGCAAUGCGCAUCGGAAGUAGGUGUCUUUGGGAUACAAACUACGACACAUUUGCUUCGUUUGAAUUCACAAACGGGUCGCUCUUUGCAACCGCUACGGUUUAUGGCGUUUAUUUUGAAUAG